UUCUGUAACCUUGAGUCAUUCGUCAGUUAUACCAGGGAAGUUGACGCGCUUGGGGCUUUUAGCCUAGUUUUCCAGGGACAUGGUAAGGUGUAGAAAUUCAGAAGUUUAUUGAAAGGAGAUCUGCUGAGCUUCUAGCUAAGCUAUAGAGACUAUAUCGGAGAGUGGCAGUUGUCACUUCACGUUACGCACUGCGCUGCGGUCUGGUGGGUCUCGGUUAAGGUAAAGCGAACUUGAAGUUAGCGUUAGCUGGUCUAGCAACGCGCUGAGCUGGCUCGCCGCAGCCGACAACGGCCCGGUGCACGUUUUCUCUGUGAAAAGGUUAUUUCUUAGACUUACACACUGACGACCACCGCACAGGACUCGAAGACCGAGGAGAUGGCGAGCUCAGUGGGAAACGUGGCUGACAGCACAGAACCGACAAAACGUAUGCUUUCCUUCCAAGGGUUGGCUGAGCUGGCGCACCGAGAGUAUCAGUCAGGAGAUUUUGAGGCAGCUGAGCGCCACUGCAUGCAACUGUGGAGGCAGGAGCCUGAUAACACAGGCGUGCUGCUGCUCCUGUCUUCCAUCCACUUCCAGUGCCGUAGACUUGACAGGUCUGCUCAUUUCAGCACCCUGGCUAUCAAACAGAACCCAAUGCUUGCUGAAGCCUAUUCCAACCUGGGUAAUGUGUACAAGGAACGCGGACAGCUGCAGGAAGCCAUUGAACACUAUCGACAUGCCCUGAGAUUGAAGCCGGACUUCAUCGAUGGAUACAUUAACUUGGCAGCAGCACUGGUGGCAGCAGGAGACAUGGAGGGAGCUGUGCAGGCUUAUGUGUCUGCCUUGCAAUAUAACCCUGAUCUUUAUUGUGUACGUAGUGACCUGGGCAACUUGCUCAAAGCCCUUGGACGUUUGGAAGAGGCCAAGGCUUGUUACCUGAAAGCCAUUGAGACUCAGCCCAACUUUGCAGUUGCUUGGAGCAACCUGGGUUGUGUGUUUAAUGCCCAGGGAGAGAUAUGGUUGGCCAUACACCACUUUGAAAAGGCAGUAACUCUGGAUCCGAAUUUCCUGGAUGCUUACAUUAAUUUGGGCAAUGUUUUAAAAGAGGCCCGCAUCUUUGACAGAGCUGUGGCGGGCUACUUACGAGCCCUGAGCCUUAGCCCCAAUCAUGCUGUCGUCCACGGCAACCUGGCAUGUGUCUACUACGAGCAGGGCCUCAUCGACUUGGCUAUUGACACCUAUCGACGAGCUAUUGAAUUGCAGCCCCACUUCCCUGAUGCUUACUGCAACCUGGCCAAUGCGUUGAAGGAAAAGGGCAAUGUAUCAGAGGCAGAGGAGUGCUACAACACAGCCUUACGUCUAUGCCCAACCCAUGCUGACUCCCUCAACAACCUUGCCAAUAUCAAACGUGAGCAGGGCAACAUUGAAGAGGCUGUCCAGCUCUACAGGAAAGCUCUGGAGGUCUUCCCGGAAUUCGCGGCUGCUCAUUCUAACCUGGCCAGUGUCCUGCAGCAGCAGGGAAAACUUCAGGAAGCCCUCAUGCACUACAAAGAGGCCAUCAGAAUCAGCCCCACAUUCGCUGAUGCCUAUUCAAACAUGGGCAACACAUUGAAGGAAAUGCAAGAUGUACAAGGAGCUUUGCAAUGCUACACCCGUGCCAUCCAGAUUAACCCUGCCUUUGCCGAUGCUCACAGCAAUCUGGCCUCGAUCCACAAGGACUCUGGCAAUAUUCCAGAGGCCAUUGCAUCAUACCGCACAGCCUUGAAACUGAAGCCAGAUUUCCCUGAUGCCUACUGCAAUUUGGCACACUGCCUGCAGAUUGUGUGUGACUGGACCGACUAUGAUGAGCGGAUGAAGAAACUUGUGAGCAUUGUGGCUGAUCAGCUGGAUAAGAACCGUCUGCCUUCAGUGCACCCUCACCAUAGCAUGCUAUAUCCACUCUCCCAUGGUUUCCGUAAGGCCAUUGCCGAACGGCACGGCAACCUUUGCCUGGAUAAGGUACACGCACCGAUCAAAAUUAAUGCUCUACAUAAGCCUGCUUAUGAGCAUCCUAAAGAUCUGAAAGCCAGUGGAGGUCGACUGCGUAUUGGCUAUGUCAGCUCUGACUUUGGCAACCAUCCUACUUCCCACCUGAUGCAGUCCAUCCCUGGCAUGCACAACUCUGAGAAGUUUGAGGUGUUCUGCUAUGCCCUCAGCCCUGAUGAUAGUACCAACUUCCGUGUGAAAGUGGUAGCAGAGGCUCAUCACUUCACUGACCUUUCACAGAUUCCAUGCAAUGGCAAGGCAGCUGACCGUAUCUACCAAGAUGGAGUCCACAUCCUAGUGAACAUGAAUGGAUACACCAAGGGAGCUCGCAAUGAGCUGUUUGCCCUGCGCCCUGCACCCAUCCAGGCUAUGUGGCUGGGCUAUCCAGGAACCAGUGGGGCUCCUUUCAUGGAUUACAUCAUCACUGACAAAGAGACGUCCCCCUUUGAAGUAGCAGAGCAGUAUUCUGAAAAAUUAGCCUACAUGCCUCACACUUUCUUCAUUGGAGACCAUGCCAACAUGUUCCCUCACCUGAAGAAAAAGGCUGUAAUUGAUUUCAAAUCCAAUGGACAUAUCUUUGACAACCGCAUUGUACUCAAUGGUAUUGAUCUGAAGGCCUUCUUGGACAGUCUUCCGGAUGUGAAGGUAGUAAAGAUGAAGUGUGACAACAGCCAGGAGCCUGUUGGGGACAACAAUGGAGCUCUAUCCAUGCCUGUAAUCCCCAUGAACACAGCAGCUGAGGCGAUCAUCAACAUGAUCAACCAGGGCCAGAUACAGGUCACAAUCAAUGGCUUCACUGUCAGCAAUGGCCUGGCCACCACACAGAUUAACAACAAAGCUGCCACCGGAGAGGAGGUCCCACGCACUAUUGUUGUGACAACUCGUUCCCAGUAUGGUCUCCCAGAGGAUUCCAUUGUCUACUGCAACUUUAAUCAGCUCUACAAGAUUGACCCACCUACCCUGCAGAUGUGGGCCAAUAUCCUAAAGCGUGUGCCUAACAGUGUGCUGUGGCUACUUCGUUUCCCUGCUGUGGGUGAGCCCAACAUCCAACAGUACGCCCAGAACAUGGGUUUGCCAGGUUCCCGCAUCAUCUUCUCCCCUGUGGCCCCCAAGGAGGAGCAUGUAAGGAGGGGUCAGCUAGCUGAUGUGUGCCUAGACACCCCUCUAUGUAAUGGCCACACCACAGGCAUGGAUGUCCUCUGGGCUGGAACACCUAUGGUUACCAUGCCAGGUAAGGAAACUUGGACACCAAACAGAUUUCAAGGGACAUACACAAGGUGGACCUCGGCAAAGGACCAGACUAGUUUCCUACAUUAUGAUAAUUCUGGGGAGACCCUAGCAUCACGUGUUGCUGCUUCACAGCUCACCUGUUUGGGCUGUCCUGAGCUGAUUGCUCAUAGCCGUCAGGAGUAUGAGGAUGUAGCUGUUAAACUCGGAUCCGACAUGGAAUACCUGAAGAUGAUUAGAGCACGUGUAUGGAGGCAGCGAAUCUGCAGCCCUUUGUUUAACACCAAGCAAUACACCAUGGACCUGGAGAAGCUCUAUCUGCAGAUGUGGGAACACCAUGCCAAUGGGAACAAGCCAGAACCCCUGGUCAAACUCCAGCCAAUAGAGAGCAACGAGAAUGCCUGAACUAAAUGAACUACAACCCAAUCUGAUCCUCCCUUAUCAUGUUUGAUCUCAACCAUCAUCAGCACCCUAACUUGAUCUGUCAGUCAUUUCUGCCCCAGCUUCUCUUCCCUGAAUGUUCAUGGCUGACAGUCCCCCAUCCCCACCCUUUAUCGAUCAAUAGGACUCUUGAUUCUUUAUGGAGCGUACAGGUGUACUCACAUUGAUCGUCCUUCAAAUUUGCUUGUUGCAUCACAUUUCUGUUUUUCCAGGACCAGAUAGCCAACGCCUGUCAGGCUUUUCAUUUGAGACUCUUAACGCAAGUCACAUCUUUUCUGAUGAGUGUCAGAUGCAAGUGCCCCCAGUCCUUCACCCCCUUGCCCUUCUAGUGCUUGGAAUCUCAGUGGAUUUUUCUCUUUUCUCUGUGCAUAUGAGACUGAAAUGCUGGCUUGUUGAAAGAAUGCCCAUCCUCCAUUGCAUUGUUGAUAUACGUAAAUUGGAUUAAGUGUUCUGAGUAUUUUAAAGGACAGUAGUGCACCCUGGAAGUUGUAACCUCUGACUAAAGUUAAAUCGGCUUUAACAUGCAUUCGUAAAACCAACCAAGUUUGCACCUUCUCUUGAUUUUCUCUUAAGCUAUUGUUAAGUCUGACAGAUUUUCUGUGUGGGUUUUGAGGUAGCUGUUGUUGAGGAAGACUUUCUCCUCCCUUUUCACUUCUCUCAUGAAAUGCCCACUUCUAAAAAUGUUCGUCCUGUGUCAGUGUAAGAAUGCUCAAUAGCUAUUGGUCCUUUUUGGUGUCACACUAUGCUCGCAAAGGCCAUUGGACAAAGCUGGAUAAGAAGUUUAUUAGUUAUCAUUGGAGGGGCCUAUAUUUCACUUAAGCUGUCAUUUGCUUACUGAUAUUUUUUUUAUCACGAACUGGGAGCGGCCUAGGUAAGUAUUUUCUAAGCAGUUGGUUUUUUGUUUUUUUUUGUAUUGUCCAAUAACUGUUUGCUGUCAAUGAUGCAUCUAGACGGAGCCUUGCAGUAAUUAAAAGAAAA
Lampris incognitus (smalleye Pacific opah) is the source of this 4650-nucleotide messenger RNA. RefSeq names its product O-linked N-acetylglucosamine (GlcNAc) transferase, tandem duplicate 1 (gene ogt.1). The record is from RefSeq and is a predicted model, not a curated record. Lineage: Eukaryota; Metazoa; Chordata; Actinopteri; Lampriformes; Lampridae. Gene Ontology annotation, molecular function: protein binding; protein N-acetylglucosaminyltransferase activity. The transcript is spliced from 22 exons. Gene Ontology annotation, biological process: protein O-linked glycosylation. The coding region runs from base 376 to 3636 and encodes 1086 amino acids.